CAAUGACUCAGAUGUGGUGGAGCCGCCUCUUCCUCCCGUGUCCCCAAGGCAUGCGCCGGCCCCCUCGGCUGUCACGGCAUCUCCUCCUACGCAACCUUCAAGUGCACUGCAACUGAUGGCUUCAAUCUUCACCUCGCUUUAGGUUAAUCUAUCCGGUGGAGAACUAUAUAUUGAACACAUCCGAUUCCUUUAAUUUUAAUCUUCCGCAAUUGGGUUUCUUCCGAUGGCUGGAUCGUCUCUGAAAUCCUCGAGCUUUCCGGUGGUGGAUGAGCAGAAGACUCCACUUCUUCCUCUCCAUCAAUCUCCACCGAGCUUUCACCACCGUUUCCGUUCGGUUCUCACGUUGAAGAGCCUCAGCAUAGUCUCCGGCCCUGUAUCAUGCAUGCUAAUCUUCUUCUUCGUUGAUGUCGGUGGCCGGCCGUUGUGCCGGAACAUGCUCGCGGUGCUCUCGUGGGUGUUCCUGUGGUGGAUGACAGAGGCCGUCCCGAUGGCCGUCACCUCCAUGGCACCGCUCUUCCUCUUCCCCAUCUUCGGAAUUUCUUCUGCCGACGAGGUGGCGAAGUUUUACAUGGACGACAUCAUCGCCCUCGUGCUCGGAAGCUUCAUAAUUGUUCUGGCCGUCGAGCAUUACAACAUCCACCGUCGAGUUGCUCUAAAUGUUACUUCGUUGUUCUGUGGCGAUCCUCUCAACACGAAGCUGCUUCUACUGGGCAUCUGCGGCACCACUGUCUUCAUGAGCAUGUGGAUGCACAACACCGCCGCGGCCUUGAUGAUGAUGCCGGUGGCCACUGGAGUACUGCAGCGGUUACCCGACGGCGACGAAGCGUGCCCGGAGGUGAAGCAGUUCAGCAAAGCGGUGGUACUCGGGGUCGUCUACUCUGCUACCAUCGGAGGAAUGGCAACCUUGACCGGCACGGGAGUAAACCUCAUCUUGGCCGGAAUGUGGGAGAGCUACUUCCCUGAGGCAGAGCAGAUCAGCUUCAGCACAUGGCUCUUCUUCGGAUUCCCGCUGGCUCUGUUUAUGUUCUUCGUCUUGUUGAGCAUCCUCUGUUUCCUCUACUGCUCCAAGAAUUCAGACAAGGAACUGUCGGCUUACCUGGACAGGAAUCAUCUGAGGAGGGAGCUUGAAUUGUUAGGUCCUAUGGCUUUUGCUGAGAGGAUGAUUCUGCUAAUAUUCGGCUUGCUUGUUGUGUUAUGGAUGACAAGGAGAAUAACCAAUGAUGUUCCAGGAUGGGGCUCCCUCUUCCAUGGCCAUGUUGGGGAUGGCACUGUCAGCGUGCUGAUGGCAACCUUCUUGUUCAUAAUUCCGAGCAAAAAGAACCAGGGAGAAAUGCUGAUGGACUGGAGCAAGUGCAAGAAGCUUCCAUGGAACAUCAUCCUCCUCCUCGGCGCCGGGUUCGCGAUCGCCAGCGGCGUGAGGACCAGCGGCCUUACCGACGUCCUCUCAGCCGGCCUUGACUUCCUGAAAGGCGCUCCCUACUUGGCCAUCACGCCGGUGGCGUGCCUGAUCAGCGCUGCCAUCACGGAGUUCACGUCCAACAACGCCACCACCACGCUGGUGCUCCCGCUACUGGUGGAGCUGGCUAAGACCAUGAGGGUGCACCCUCUGCUGCUGAUGGUGCCGGGGGCCAUCGGGGCUCAGUUCUCGUUCCUGCUGCCGACAAGCACACCGCCGAACGUGGUGGGGUUCGCGACGGGGCGCAUCAGGAUCGAAGACAUGAUCAAGGCGGGCGCGGCGUUGAAGAUCGCCGGCGUUGUGGCUUUGUCGUUGCUGAUGCCGACGCUAGGAGCAUUUGUUUUCAAGACAAACAAGCAACCAUAAUCAAUCGAUGUCUCAGCGAAGAACAGAGAUUUUCCUGCAAUUGCUUUUCUUUGUUGGGAAGUUGGAAUUCCGUGUCUAAUAUCAGUAAUCAGUUCAUGUUUUUAAGGCAUCAUUUUUAUAUAAAACCAUUUUAAAUAUUUAUACAGUCUGUUUUAUCCGUUCACAGGAUGGAAAGGCAAAAUUAAGCCUUUCCUAAAAUACAAGUCCUUGCAGUCAAUGAGUCAAUCCCUUCCGCUCGCCUCUGUCUUCUCUCCAACACAGGAACCCCAAAACAUACCCAACUUAUCUUCCGCACAAACACAACCGGGGACCACGUCCAUUAGCGUGGUAUUUCUUCUACCCAGAUCAUCGUUGGUACACCAUAAUCCCAGGUCUUUUAAGCCGACCACCUCACCAGUCUAUUUACCCUUGGCUGAGACAUUAAUUACACGAUGGACUGACAACCGUUGCGGUCUGCCGAUAGUUUCGUAAUUAUUAUUAAAGAGGAGGGUAAUUUCCUGGAUCGCCUCGAACCCUAAUAAGUAAAUUUAGUAAACCAUCUCCCACUUCAUACUUUCUCAAUUCCGAUCGCGUUCUCUGCUCUUCCAGCGAUGCCGAGAAGGUGAUGCCGUUUCCCUUUCGCGCCUAUGAUCGUAUUCAAUCGAAAUAUUGUGGCUGUCAACCUUUCUUCAUCAUUUUCUCUUUUUUGUUCUUUGAUGCGUCUUCGAAGUGUUCUACUUUUUUUUCCCCUUGGAUUAGAUGGGUCUGCGCCUCGCUGAGAAAAGAAUACAAUCAUGUUUUUGUUCUUUGUAGAAUAUUUAGGGUUAGGUAUCUGGCUAUUUGCUUUGAUUUUGGAGGGUGAUCAGAUGAUGUUGCUAGCUUUCUUGAAAUUUCUAGGGUGUUUGGUUUGGUGUCCCGAAUGUUCGUGGCAUGAUAUGUGGACCAUACAUUUUUUUUUUUUUGCAUGAAAUGUUCGUCUUUGUGGGAUAGGAGCUUUUCCAGGUGAAAUCGUUCGAUGCUCCCAAUUUGAUUGAUAUUGUAGUUUCUUGUGAAAAACUAAGCCUACUAAGUUGAUUUUCCUUAUUAUACGAUGGGCAUUGUGUAUUUUCUACAAGUUGCAAUCUAAUAGUUAUUGCAGGAAUUUAACCGUUAAGAGGCACAGCAUAUUUCAAACCAUAAGUAGGAAAGGAGGAUGAUAAUGGAGAUGGGAAUCAGAAGGUUGUCGAGUCAAACUUUGUUAAGGUCUGCAUCUUUGUGGGAUUAAAUAACUUCUAGGUUUGGGAUAAACCUGACACGGGACUCUUUCUCCACCCUUUACUAGGAGAGAAAUCCAGGAAUGGCACCGGCAUAAAGCAGGAGCCUUUUACUAUUUUGAUGUUUUAAGUUGGUGAAAGGAGUUAAGAUUAUGUCUGAAUCAGGGAGUUUGCUACAAUAUUGAGUUCCUUCCUGCAAGCCUCUUUUGGAUUGAUCCAUUGUUAUAAUAUGUUAGUCAAUUGGUUACUUCGGGAUUAGCUAUGACUUGAUGGGAUAGGGGGCUCCUCUCGUAAAGAUUAAAGUUUGUUGUUUGGUGGACAUCAUAACUAGUCAUCUAGCCAGCGUUCAGCUAUACAAGGGAGCUAUUGUCAAUACCAACAAAGGUGCACGAUACUGGCAUGCUCCUACCUCUGAGCAUCCAUUUACAUCAAUGUCCAACCAUCAUUUGGUCUAGUUUAUCAGACACCAACUGACGCCAGUAUGAAAAUUUUCCUACUCAUAUUGGCAAGCUAUCACAACAUUGUUUCAGCAUACUCAUUGGAAUUAUUAUUACCAUUUAACAUAAGUAAAUGGGUUGAAUACUUGUCAAUUUUUGACCCUGGAAGUCUUCCAAUUUUUCUGAUUCAUAAAGCAUGAUUAGCUUCUACUUAUAAAGUUCUAAAGCAGAGUGAUAGUUGACAUAGUCUAAGUGUAAGGCUAUAGAAAAUUACCAAUUUUAAAACGUAGCAGUUUUAUGUUAGAUUUUAGUUGAUCUCAUAGUGUCAAUAACUAGGGAACUUAGAUUUCUUUAUUUAUAUGUAUAUUAAUGUUUAACCAUUUGCAAUAUUGCUGAUUGGGGGUUACAUUAUGGGAAUCCUAGCCAGUUGCAGGAAGGAACCUUCUACUAGUCAUAGUGGGCUGUGAAGUUCAAUAUAGAAUUUGGAACUAGUGUUUCAUUUUAAUCCUCCAUAGUGAUUUGUACUUGAUUUUCACAUUGUUGGUUAACUGUAGCUAUUUCUCAGGCAUGUGGUGUUGUGGUUUUCCAUGUCUAUUUUUAAGCUUUGAAGAAUUAGGGUAGACAAUCAGUGGAUGCUGCGAUUGUAACAUAUGCUUGACAGAUGCUCUUUAUUAUUGGUGUAUUGUGAUUAUUAUAUCCUAGUUAAUUAUGUUUCUUUCUAUAUGUAAGAAGCAUCAUGUCAUAAGUUUGCUUACUAACACCUCAGCACUGUUGUAAAUACAAAUGGUGUAUUUUUGUUCUUUCUUGAACACAGGGUUUUUUGCAAGUACUUUGCACGUGGAACAUGCUUGAAGGGAGAGAGUUGCAAUUUUUCACAUGACUGGAGGCAUCAACCUAACAAAGUAUGUACCUUUUAUCAAAAGGGGCUCUGCAACUAUGGCCCUAGUUGUAGAUAUAACCAUGUCAUAGUUUCUGGACAUGAAACUUCUGUAGCAGUAUCCUCAGAAUCUUGCUCUCAAAUAGAAUCAAGUUCUUCUCAAGAUGCUUUUCCAUCAAGAGAUUUAAGGAAUCGAGACACCAGUCAAGCUUUUACUAUUCCAACUGUUUUGGCAACUUCGAGCCAAUCUCAUACACCUCACGAAGGUGCGCAAAACCAGGCGAUUAGUUCUAAUGUGGAUAUCCAUGUUUCUGCUCAUAGCAGGCCAUCUGAUCUACCACUCUGUUCCUUUAACCAUGUUGGUAGUUGUCCUCAUGGUGAAAAUUGUCAUCGUAUUCAUGGAGAGUUGUGUUCUAUUUGUGGUAAACAUUGCUUGCAUCCAUUUCGACAAGAAGAAAGAGACAAACACAUAGAGUCUUGCCAGAGAAACAAGGAGGUUCUUGAAACUUUGAAGUACAGUAAGGAAAUAGAAUGCAGUAUUUGCUUAGAACGGGUACUCUCUAAACCCACAAUUACUCAGCGGAAGUUUGGAAUAUUACCAGAGUGUGACCAUCCAUUCUGCAUUGAAUGCAUUCGGAAUUGGCGUAGUAACUCUCCGUCUUCUGGCAUUGAUUUGAAUACUGCAUUAAGAGCCUGCCCUGUUUGCAGGCAGCAUUCAUAUUUUGUCAUUCCCAGCACAACAUGGUUCU
Molecule: messenger RNA, 5117 nt
Organism: Zingiber officinale
Lineage: Eukaryota; Viridiplantae; Streptophyta; Magnoliopsida; Zingiberales; Zingiberaceae
Product: tonoplast dicarboxylate transporter-like
Exons: 6
Coding region: 224-1822 (532 amino acids)
Biological process (GO): monoatomic anion transmembrane transport
Cellular component (GO): membrane
Molecular function (GO): transmembrane transporter activity
Source: RefSeq, a predicted model, not a curated record